AUGUUCAUAUGUAUCUCGCCACGUUCAACCCUUGCCCUACACAUCGCCACCCCUUCCUUGGGCCUCGCAGACUACGCCGUGAAGCCCUCUGGCAUUUUCACCUCCGCCAAGGCCGUGCUGCGGCCUGCAGACAUCGUCACCGCGACCGAGGACACUGGGCGCUCCCUGCGCCGCUUCGUCUACUGCCUCUCCCGAUGUCCACAGCCGAUGAAGAUCAUUAUGCGCUCUCCGUGCGCAUCACGCGCCCUCACUGCGCCCCCGUAUGGGUACCUUGCCUGGCUCGUCGUCAACUACGAGCACGGCAUAAACGUGUUCCACCCUGGCGCGAGUGAGACUAUUGCGGCUCAGUUUGUCGCUGCCCUCGGCCUACGCGCGUCAAUGAUGAUCUGGCGCGUCCACGGACGGCUCCGCGGGGUGGUCUCAGCCGUGGCACAGGCCAAUCCCUUCACCAUCCCCAGCCUCUUCCACCCACAGGGCGUGCGCAGGCGUCACGCUGGGCGGGUGCCCCGUGUACGCGUCCUGGUUGUCAUCAUCAUCCAGAUCGAGACGCACAAUGGAGUGACAAACCUCAAUGGGAACCUCACCAUCGACGACCUCGGUCGCCAAUGUGCAGUGCUCCCAACAGCGCACUUCAAGUACGUCAUUACCAACAUGGGCGUGUACUUAGUCCCUGAUCCACGCACUGGGCUCCGAUGCAAGGCCGCGCUUGUCCUCCGUUUGGCGGCAUUGGUGAACAGUGGCCACAACGGUGAAUGCGAACCGCCGCCCGCGAUUUGGAUGGAAGACAGACACGUACGCUCCAGCCGCCAUUACAUGCUCGAGCGGUUCGACGAAUGGAAUAAAACCAAGGUUGUCGGCCUCAGUAAGAAGAGUAGGUCCGACACGAUUGCGAAGGAAGCUUUCGAGAAGUUCAGUCUCGCGGGUGUAAUCCCGUACGAAUCGUUCAAAGUGCGUUUACAAUCGCCUCAACAACCUUCAGCAGCUCGCCGCAAGCCCAACGGAGCACAAGACAUACAGAAACAGCGCGAAGCACUCGAGCGUAUCUUGGAGCUCUCUGAUGGACUCAACGGCGACCUUGACGAUGGCGACAUGGACGACGACGACCCCGAUAACCACACCGAAGAACCUGCCAAGCGAUCAUCAGGCGUGGUUCGUCCAAGAGCAGCCCUCCCAACCCGCUUCUCAGACCAUGAAGACCUUGUCAAGACGCACGCUGGUGACAACGCCAACGUUGGACAGCUGCAUAAGGCCACCUGCGAGCUUUUCGACGCCCUUCCUGAUGCAGUCAGAGGCGAGUACUACACGCGAGUCGCUCAGAGUGCUCAGAACGCUAAGAGUUCUCCGGAGAGCUGCUUCGAGAACCAACCGUUCGGCUGCAGCACCGUCACUAAUGCGCUGAAGAGCCUUCCAGGCUUCGACUACAAUGGGCUUGGUCACGCGGUUUUCUACUUGAUUUGCGACAGCGGCACUGUGGGGUCGGGAGCCGAGAAUAGUUCCUUCACCCUAUGGCGUAAUGGCGCCGCGAUGCCCUUCGCUGACCUGUACCUUGAUUACGCGGAGGAGAUCUUGCCGGAGAACCCCUCGCAGUUCCUUACGAUGCGCCUCAAGCCUUUUGACGACGGCUGGAACAAGGGUCAGAUCUUGUCUGCGCUGACAGUCUUCUUGCAGCAGCUUUGGUCUCCCUCCCCCCACCUCAUACAUACCGUUAACACCGUCAAAGCAGCGUCAGAAGGUAGUUACAUUCAUGAGUCCCCAAAGCACUCCGCAUCCAGCACGCUCGAUGGUGGGGAUCCUUCCCCUGUCCGGUCUAGACCCGAUUCGGUGGACGACCCAGACGCUACUCUUGCCAUCUUGACUCAUCGCGAGCCGAAGCUCUCCGCUCUUCCUAUUCCAACCUCGCCACUUCGCCUGGUCGUCGAAUCCCCGGCCACGUCACCUACUACACCAACAUCUCAACCCACUGAAUCACCCAUAAACCCGGCGUCCUCUACGUCUACCGCGCUCCCCACGUCGACCGACGCGGAUGGAGAUACCGCUUCCGCAUCUAGUAUGCUUGCUUCUACGAAUGCUCCCAUGAGCUUGCUUCAAGACGCCUCACCUGUAGCCUCCGUCCGUGAAGCGUCGACCACCUUCACGGACCUCUCGGACAGCCUUGCAAUGUCUCCUUCUACUGGCGCCACGGUCGAGAUCACCUUGAACAGCCACAUCGGUGCUCUUGGAUCAGAGUCGGGUUCACCGGCGCUCGCCACUUCGCCCACGCCCGUCCCGCCGGCAGCCCAGGCAACUUCGCCUCCGAUUGACCAAGCUUCGACUGUUCUCCCCAUCACGCCACCGGAUGACGCGUAUUCAGCGUCCGUCACGCCCGCCGAGCACGAACCACACACCGCCGCCCCCACGAACGUGACUGGUACUGAGCCUGUCCUUCCCGGUCCGUCUGACGGCAACACCUCUGCAACUCCAGUGCCUUUACUGCCUUCUUCCGACGCUCGCCAAGCACCUAGGCCCCGCAAACGCAAACACGCCACCGACGCAGAGGAGCGACCCGCAUCUGCAGCUAAGCGAAGCUCUACGCGGCUAUUGAAGACGGCGAAUGGGCACCCCGAGGUCACGUUGAACAAGAGAGUGACGCGCGCAUCUGCUUCCGCGGCCGCUACGAAGGGGACGAAGUAA
This is a messenger RNA of Epithele typhae, 2670 nucleotides long. RefSeq lists its product as uncharacterized. Lineage: Eukaryota; Fungi; Basidiomycota; Agaricomycetes; Polyporales; Epitheliaceae. The record is from RefSeq and is a predicted model, not a curated record. The transcript has 15 exons. The coding region runs from base 1 to 2670 and encodes 889 amino acids.